ACCAAUUGUAGUCAUCUGCACUUACAAAGCUGUAAUUUGUGUAUAUUACACCGACAAUGCACAUACAUAAGAUAUUUUAUAUAGAAGCUUUUGCUUUUAGUAUUUUAAUGAGUGUACAGCAGCAUUAUGUUUCUGCUUUCUCAACCGCAGAUCAAAUAAUUAGUAAUGGAUAUCCAGUAGAAACGUAUGAAGUUGAAACUAAAGACCAUUACAUGGUGGGUUUGGAACGAAUACCGUAUAGUAAAAAUGGGAAUAAAACGAGUGGAAAACCUAUAAUUCUAUUGCAUGGCCUGUAUGGGACGUCAAUGUAUUAUACUCUUAACAAUAUAUCUCUCAGUUUCAUAUUAUCUGAUGCUGGUUUUGACGUUUGGCUUCUCAAUUUUCGGCUUGCUGGAAUUUCUAAAUAUAUCAAAAAUCCAAGAACCGGCCUAGUAACUCCAUUGAGAAAUAUAUCAUGGGAUUUCAGCUUUGACGAAUUGGGAAUAUAUGAUACGACAGCUGGCAUUGAUUUUAUCUUAAACAAAACUGGGUAUUCUAAGAUACACAUGGGUGGUUAUUCUUUCGGAGCUACCAUAUGCCUGAUUGCACUAGCCGAGAGGCCAGAAUACAACGAAAAAAUUGACAAAUUAGUGUUGAUAGUGCCGACGGCCAGGAUGAAGUACUACGACCGAAGGCUUAUUAUUUUAAAGAUAUUCCCCUAUUUAUUCCAUAGGCCUUUGAGAGGUAGAGAAUACGUACCUAAGAUGAAACACCCAGACGACCAAUGGCUAGGACGACAGUGUAAAGAGAAGAAAUACAUGAAAUUUUUUUGUCUUUAUGUAAUGACUCAAGUACAAGGCAACCUUCUACCAAUAAAUUACAAUACCAUUGAAAUACUGAGAACAUAUCCUCAGCCAACAUCUGUUAAAGUUAUGACUCACUAUUACCAACUCAUACUUCAGGAUUAUUUCCGAAAGUAUGAUUAUGGGAAAAUUGGAAAUAUAAAGCAUUAUAACUCCACUUCUCCACCUGAUUAUGAUUUAUCUAAAGUGAUAGCGCCGACAUAUGUUUAUCAAUCAAAACAUGAUAUUAUUGCUCCACCUAAGGACGUAAAAUGGUUAGUGGACCGACUACCCAAUAUCAAGAACAUCACAAUGGUGAAGAAAUUCAGUCACAUGGGAUUCGCUAUAAGCCCGUAUGCUAAACCUAUUAACCUUUUAAUUGCUAAACAUUUAUUGGAAAAUACUGGGGAAUCUUUUGGUCAAAGAAUGAAAUGGGAAAAAAUCAAAAAUAGUGGAUACCCACUUAAGAUGUAUGAAUACCAAACUGAAGACCAUUUUAUGUUAGGUAUGGAACGAAUACCAUAUAGUAAAUAUGGUAACAAAACAAUCGGUAAACCCGUGAUCUUAUUAUCCGGUAUGUUUGCCACGUCCAUUGUAUAUGUAUCACAUAACAAAUCACUCGGUUACCUGCUAUCAGAUGCAGGAUUCGACGUUUGGCUUUUCAAUUACCGAGUUACGGGUAUGUCCAAAAAAAUUAAGGAUCCGAGGACAGGAAUAGUUCCUAAAUUAAGUAGUUUAAAUUGGGAUUACAGCUUUCAUGAAUUAGCUAUUUACGAUCUACCAGCCGCCAUUGAUCUUGUAAUAUCUGUGACUGGGUAUUCUAAAGUUGACGUUGGGGGUGUUUCACUCGGAGGAACCAUACCUCUAAUUACACUAGCUGAAAGACCAGAGUACAAUAAAAAAGUCAGAAAUUUAGUCCUGAUGGCGCCAGCUAGUAGAAUGGGAUCUGGAUACCAGGGUUUACCGUACUACUUUGUUAGAGCAGCUCUUCGGAGAUUCAUAAAAACGGAUUUCAGUUUUCGUUACAUAUCACUUAACAGUGAUCCAGAUAAUAUUGCAGUUGGACAAUUAUGUAGACUUAAAAUGUAUGGAUUCAUUUGCGUCCAAUCGAUGAACAUUAUACAGGGAAUGUAUCAUCCCCUUCAUAUUGAACCCGUCAUAGAUGUAUUUACGACUUAUCCGCAGCCGACGUCAGUGAAAACGGUUAAACACUAUUUUCAAUUAUUGUUAUCAGGUCGAUUUACUAAUUAUGAUUAUGGACCAAUUGGAAACAUGGCACAUUACCAUUCCAGACAAGUUCCAGAGUAUGACAUAAGUAAAAUUACAGCUCCAGCUAUCAUCAUGUAUUCGAAACGGGACAACCUUGUGCCUCCACAGGACAUUAAAUGGUUACUGAACAAUUUACCAAAUAUUAAGAGCACGCUUUAUAUCGACAAAAUACCAUUCAGUCAUCAGUCUUUUGUGAUGGACAAAAACUCACAUUUAGUUAUUGGUCCAUACAUAGUGAAACAAUUAUCAUCAUAACAUAAUAUUUUAAAAAGGGAAAUAUAUUAAAUUCAAUGAAAAACUUAAUCCUUACGUGUGAAGAUGUAUUCGACUUUAUUUGUAUAAGAAAUAGUUAAUAGUAAUAUGAACGUAAUUAUUAAAUAUUAUAAUGGUAAGCAGCAAAAUGUUAAUGUGUUGUAACAAAAUAUC
Molecule: messenger RNA, 2516 nt
Organism: Metopolophium dirhodum (rose-grain aphid)
Lineage: Eukaryota; Metazoa; Arthropoda; Insecta; Hemiptera; Aphididae
Exons: 16
Coding region: 57-2345 (762 amino acids)
Source: RefSeq, a predicted model, not a curated record